Dermacentor andersoni is the source of this 1835-nucleotide messenger RNA. RefSeq lists its product as uncharacterized. NCBI's taxonomy places the organism in Eukaryota, Metazoa, Arthropoda, Arachnida, Ixodida, Ixodidae. The record is from RefSeq and is a predicted model, not a curated record.
GAUGCGAAGAGCGUGUGAGGAGAAGCGCCCGCAACAAGAAGAUACCAAAGAAGCUGCAGGACUACAUCAGGAAGUAACGGACAACCAUUUUUUUUUCACGAGGGGAUAUGUUAUAUAAGGCGUCGCUGCCUACCACAGCGCCUUGAGAAGGCGCGUGCUUGGAGCCGCCCAAGGGGGAGGAAAAAGAGGAUGGAAUAAAGGCAGAGAAUGAAUAAUGCCUCCAUUGCUGUCGUACUGAGUAAUAUGCACGAUAUAACACCCACGAAAGAACUUCUUGAUGGACAAGUUGAUUCAUUAUCUAUAAUAUUCAUAUCCGCGCAACGAAACAAAAUGCAGUCAAUAGAAUCGUCUCCGCGGGGCGCUCGUUUUGAUAAUUAUGAUGGUCCCAGAUACCGGUACAUAUGACCUAUGGGCGAAUGAGCAAAAAGCGGGCGGUAGAACAAUAAGAAAACAAGGGGGAAGGGGAUACAGUAGCAAUCGUAAGAAUAGGAAUAUCCUGCUUUCUUACCUUGUCAGUUUUCUUUUUUUUUUUGAGACAGUAGUAGUUGUAUUGUUAACUACCGUUCACAUUUUCACGUCUUACACUUCGCACGUUCGUCGCUUGUCAUUUUGAUGAUAAUUUAAUGGUGGCAAUUUUCGUAAACACUGGCCUUGAAAAGAAAUCAUAUGUCUGAGUCAGACAUCUUGCAUGCUUCAGAUCGUAGAGAUGUCUAACAAUUUACGUGUUCGUUAAGCUCGUUUUGCUCGUAUACGUUUUAUCGCACUUUUCCUCUAAUCCACCAUGACUUAUUCGAAUGUGUCGUCCUUAAUCAUUUAGCUGCCGUUUGUAAUACCACUCUGAAGCUGUGAAAACACCUGGGACAGCAUCUGAUGACACCGGCUGUUGACAAAGAAGAGUAAGACAGGUGACCAUGCCUGCUCAUGGACACAUGCCCACGAGCAGCAUGGGCCGCGAUCACCACAGGUCACGAUCACCCCGGGCCACGAUCACCACGAGCAGACAUAGACCAUCGGAACCAAGACGGAAGAUACGAUGAAGUUCGGCGCAGGUCGCGUCUGGCCGCGCCCGGCACGGACUUCAGCGGCGAUGAACUCCGGCGAAGUGGUCGAAGGUCCCGUCUGGUCGCGCCCGAUGCAGACUCCAGCGCCGUUUAAGCCUGGCGAGGCAGGAGAAGGUCCCGUCUGGCAGCACCCGAUGCAGUCUGCCGCGUCCAUGAAGUCCGGCAGAGCGGUUGAAAGUCUGGCCGCACGUCACCACGUCUGGCCGCACCGGAUGAGGACUCCAGCGUCGAUGCUCUCUGCGGGGAGCCGCGACGGUCGACCGGAGGAACAUCGACUCCCAGGGUCGGGACGACGGGGACAGCCGGAGAUAGUGGUCGACGAGCAGGAAUACUGGCGAAGGCGACAGGCUGAGGGUGAAGCGCAGGCAGCACCAGCUAUUGAUGGUAUCUUUCCUGCAUUUCGCCGGAACACCCUCAACCUGUCGCGCGCUUGCCUUACCUUCGCCGUCUUAGUUGUUGUUGUCAUCACCUGCUACAUCAUCGUCACACGGCUCAUCUUCCUCUCCAAGUGGUCUCCGAUGUCCCUGCUCAACAGCUUCUACGGGCCCUCCCUAACCAGUGCUACCCACGGGACCCGGCAGCCAGCCAUGUGGCGAUAGUCGCCGGAAUCAGGAGAGGCUGCCUCUUGCAGCUGCCCUAGGCAAUAUACGCAUGCGCUCCUCCUGUCUGCAAUGCUGCCGUUUAUUUCGGGAUGUCGGAAACACACAACCGGCGUAACUGGGCCAGUGUUUACAAGACUUGUCUUACGUAAGACGGUCUCCUCAUUUGGCUAAC